This is a messenger RNA of Gossypium raimondii (Peruvian cotton), 480 nucleotides long. RefSeq names its product leucine-rich repeat extensin-like protein 1. The transcript has a single exon. The coding region runs from base 1 to 480 and encodes 159 amino acids. NCBI's taxonomy places the organism in Eukaryota, Viridiplantae, Streptophyta, Magnoliopsida, Malvales, Malvaceae. The record is from RefSeq and is a predicted model, not a curated record.
AUGCGUCCAGCAUUUGUCAUCCUUGUGGCGCUUUGGAUAUCAGCCUUCAACCUUGAUUACAUGGUUUUCGGCGGGGAGGAUUCUAGUGCACUCUUGCCAUCACCAUCUCUUUCUGGCUAUCCUUCGUAUGGAGCUCCUCCAUCACCCCAAUCUUUUUCUGGCUAUCCUUCGUAUGGAGCUCCUCCAUCGCCCCAAUCUUUUUCUGGCUAUCCUUCAUAUGGAGCUCCUCCGCCACCACCACCACCCUCGUCUAUUUCCACCUAUCCUUCAUAUAGAGCUCCACCUCCGCCAUCACGUCCAGCACAAGCUAACUGUCCCCCUCCACCAGUUCCAGUACAGUGUUGCAAGUACCCUUCCCAUCCAAAUCCUAAUGAAUACUACCAGCCUGUUGUUGACCAUUCACCUACUCCUUAUUCACCCGUUUCCACCUUUUCCAUUGUAAUACUUUGCUGUUUUAUUCUAGCUCUAUCUAUGCGCUAA